CAAAGGGACCUCUGCUGAAUAGCAGGAGUUCCCACAUUUAGAAGUGGCGAAUAUUGCGCAGCGUUCGCACGGUGGUUUCGGUUUUCGUUUGCAUGGCGACACCUCGCAAGAGAAGGCACUACACAUCGUCAUCGCUAUCUCCGUCACGUGAACGCGUUGUUUUUGUGCAGUGAGGUACAACGGAGAGCGAGUGUAUUUGAAUCCGUGAUAUUUGCAGUGUUGUUUUCCAUCAUCCACCGCUCAUUCCACAAAAAGGACAAGCCGUGUUUCCUGCUUUCACAUGUGUGUACCUCUGCUCGUCUGCUGCAUCCUAGUCACCGAUUGCUGUGCAGGCCCUGAGGCCAUAUAAUGUCCUGAGGAGUUCCCCCACCACAGCGCACACACAUAGAGCUCCCUCUCUACUGAGUGCACGACGGUUUAUAGUUUUAACAUGUUUGCCAUCGCACACUUCUUAGCCAAGAAUGAGAUCGAAGUUGUCCCGGCAUCUUGGGUCAGUGGAACCACUUGUAAGUGGCCUAGGGUUUCCACUGACAAAGCAAAGAGACUAAUUUUGAAGUCAUCGCCUCCUGAAGCAACUUGGGACGGAUACAAGGUUCUCGUGCGUGGUAUAUACUCGACUUAUGGCGAUGCCCGUCGAAAGCUCAACGACCUACAGUACACGUCAGAUGUCAACUCAGACUGCGAUGCUGAUCAAAGAACACGGAAUCGUUUCCCACCGAAGCGCUACCUUGAAAUGAUUGGUGAGAUCACACAAGCUACUGAGGCUGCUGUGGAGGUGUCUGCAUCACAGACAAACGAAGAAGGGCAGGAGCAUGGGCCAAAGUCAAAAAAAAAGAAAAGUACAACCAUUACCGGAGGAUUCAGAUGAGGACGUGGACAGCCAGCUCGACAUUCCUCCUGUGCCACCUAAUUUUCCACAUGCUGCUGCAGCAGCAGACCUCCAGGAAUGUUCAGUUUCAGGUGUUUCAACAGAGGUUGCCAGAAAUUCAGCACCCCAGAAGCGCUUUGAAAGUUCAGUGCAAAGGAGCUCCAUUUCACGUUCACAUAUGCACGAGGAGUCACAAAGUGAAAGGUACCAAGGGGUAGAAGCUGUGCUGAAAGAAGAUUAUGGGAAGCAAGUAUUGAGACUGCUUCAGAUCAUCAGACUAACCCAACAAGAACAUGGUGAAGUCCUACAGGAGCUUACAAGGCAGCGGCUUAACUACGACGUGUCGGGAUCAUCACCUCUGGUGCCAUUCCCAUUUCCAUCAUCUGAAGCACUAGAAGAGUUCAACAGCUCACUGAACGAGGACCUAGAGACACAACUGGUCCAGGAGCUAGCUCAGUUGGGUGGAAAUGAUGUGAGAAGCACCACACGAAAAAUACUGGAGUACCUCCUAACAGACAGUGCUGCGUCAGAAUUCAGUUGGCUUGGACAGAAAGGAAAGAAGAAAUUUGGACUACUCAAGCUUCCGCAAAUUAUUGUCCGCGGUGUCAGGGCGAACAGGAAACAUUCUGCUGCAACUAAGGACGACGUGGAGAGCACCAUAAAGUCAUGGCUCCGACACGCAAAAGAUCGUUUGAACAGUAAGGCAGCGGCUGGUCGAACUGACAACACGUGAGUUUCUUCAUCCAAGCUGGGAUGCACACUGCCACAAGGGGACCCAGGCCUCAUCUGUGAUAACUGUUUAAGUUGGGGGAGGCAUGAACAGCACUCUCUAGGGUAGGGCUGACUCUGAUAGGUCUGACUGAAACUCUGAUGUUGUUGUGCCAGAAUUUAGCUUCAGGAACAUGCCCCCUCUGUGCCUCUGUCUAGUCUCUGCGUUCCCCUGAUGUGUGUUUGUAUGCAUGCACCUAACGAUAAGCAGCUAUAUCUAUUCUUCAGUGUCCGCACUUUUAGCCUGGCUGUGAAAAUGCUGCUGUAGUGUAGUUAGCGUAGAUUUCAUUGUCAGAAAAAUGUUUUUGAAAAUGUGGAUUGCCCUAAGACACAAACUUUUUUAAUACUGUUGCGCAUUUUCGUCUGGCCUUGCAGCAUCCUUCACUCCUUUCACCAUGCAUCAUUAUUUAACUUUUUAACUUUUUAGUUGCGACCAUAAUAACAUAUGAUAAUUUAAUAAUAAACAUGAGUCGAGUAGCUUGUAAAUGGUGCGAUGGACAACGUAACGUUUCUGUGAUAUGUUUAUUUCAAUUUCAUGUGAUAUUUUUCCUGGUGAAAACGUAGCCUGUUAAACAUAAGACUGUACCAUGUGACAUCUGUGUAGGUCAAAACACUGCAGUGGCAGUGCUACUAAGUGUAUGCUAAAAAACGAGUAGUCCUCUCUACCGUGGAGCACAGAAACCACCACGUACAACUUAGGACAGAUGUUUACGAAACGUGGCUAUGGCGUACUUCUUCAUUAGAGUGCCCCCCCCCCCCAGUUGCAAAUGGGAGUGGAUCCCUUUACAGACAUAGGCAUGCGAUUGUGUAACUGGCAUGUUUCUGUCAGCACGUAUUCUCCCGUUCGCUGCAAACCUUUAGCUGAGAUGAAGAAAUAUGCUAGUGCCACGUUCUGUAAGCCUUCCUCUCAAGCUGUACUGCUGUGUUUCGCAACUUUUGAUUUCUAGCAGGGAUAACACAUGCCAUAUUAAGCCGUUUUCGGAGUACUUGAAAUAGUCGUUUGCCUAGGCGCUUUAUAACUUUGUGCAUAAGUACUGGAGAUAACAAUUUAAAACUAACAAGUUCAUUCUGCGUAAAAUGAAUGAGAAGGUACAGGGGAGUUGUUCGUACAACUCUGAGCAAACUGUAGAAGGUUUCUUUCAUGCAAAGUACUCUGACUGUUCGCUAAAUCCUUGGUACCUGAACACCGUGUCCGUGUGCUGGGUUGGAAUUUCAUACCUUUAGAGACUGCAGCUGUUGUGUGGAAGGAACUUUCAGUAUUGCACCUCAUGGACAAAACAGUGUGUGAUCACAGUAACUUGUUAGUGUUUGUUCUGUAUUACCUAUUAUAUCUUUACCAUUUUAUCAACUUGCAACCUUGUAUACCUCUCUUUACUACUCCUAUUUGCGUGCAGCUAGUAUUACUGCACAUGUUUGUGAGUAUUGCCUGCCAAUGUAGCUGCAGUGCUACAGUUAAAGCCAUAUUUUGUCAUGCGUUUGAAGUGUGUCUAUAAUAGAAUUUUAUGCUAUACAGGGUGUUUCAGUUAGAUCCCCGAGCUAAAUAAUUCCCGAGCGGGAGCACCAAUCGAAGAACUUCCUUUUUUA
This is a messenger RNA of Ornithodoros turicata, 3220 nucleotides long. RefSeq lists its product as uncharacterized. The record is from RefSeq and is a predicted model, not a curated record. Bases 813 to 1601 code for a protein of 262 amino acids. Lineage: Eukaryota; Metazoa; Arthropoda; Arachnida; Ixodida; Argasidae. The transcript is spliced from 11 exons.